GGGGACUGAGGCAGUAGAGAGGCGAGAGCCCGGCAGCCGCUUCGCACUGUGUUUGCUGCGCGGGCUUUUGGAGGGGGCGGCCGUUGAGUCGGUCCAGGAGAAGCGGGCACCGGCGGCGUUGGUGCUGGCGCCUGGGGGCGGGGGAGUGGGGAGGCGAGAAGGGGGGUCGCUGCGGUGGUUCUCUCGCUGUCGCGCUCUCCUUGCCUUUCUCUCGGCUCGGUGGGCUCCCCCCGGCGUCUCACUCGCUUCCGGGGCCCCGCUCCCCGCCCCCCGCGGUAUGUCUUGAUCCCGAGCAGCGGGUUUCAUGGGGCUCCUUAGGAUUAUGAUGCCGCCCAAGUUGCAGCUGCUGGCGGUGGUGGCCUUCGUAGUGGGGAUGCUCUUCUUGGAGAACCAAAUCCAGAAAUUGGAGGAGUCCCGAUUGAAGCUAGAAAGGGCUAUUGCAAGACAUGAAGUUCGAGAAAUUGAGCAGCGACAUACAAUGGAUGGUCCUCGGCAAGAGGCAGCGCUGGAUGAGGAAGAGGACAUGGUGAUCAUUUAUAACAGAGUCCCCAAAACUGCAAGCACCUCCUUUACCAAUAUUGCCUAUGACCUGUGUGCAAAGAAUAAAUACCAUGUUCUUCACAUCAACACUACCAAAAAUAAUCCAGUGAUGUCACUACAAGACCAGGUAAACACCUCAUCCCACCCGCUGCGGCCCAUGUAUUUAAUAACUUCUCUGUUAAGGUGUUUGACCUUUGAUGAAUGUGUAGCCGAGGGCGGCUCAGACUGUGCUCCGGAGAAGCUCUGGCUUCAAAUCCCAUUCUUCUGUGGCCACAGCUCCGAAUGCUGGAAUGUGGGAAGCAGGUGGGCUAUGGAUCAAGCCAAGUAUAACCUAAUUAAUGAAUACUUUCUGGUGGGAGUUACUGAAGAGCUUGAAGAUUUUAUCAUGUUGCUGGAAGCGGCUUUGCCCCGGUUCUUCAGGGGCGCUACAGAACUCUACCGAACAGGAAAGAAAUCUCAUCUUAGGAAAACCACGGAGAAGAAACUCCCAACUAAACAAACCAUUGCAAAACUGCAGCAGUCUGACAUUUGGAAAAUGGAGAAUGAGUUCUAUGAAUUUGCUCUGGAGCAGUUCCAGUUCAUCAGAGCCCAUGCUGUACGGGAAAAAGACGGAGACCUCUACAUCCUUGCACAAAACUUUUUCUAUGAAAAGAUUUACCCUAAAUCGAACUGAGUACAAGGUGUGACUCUUAGGUUCUUGAACUAAAACUUUGACCCUGUCUUCACGUUAGUUCUCGGCCCCACAAGUCAGGUUGCUGAUUGGUGUGUAAGACCGUGUGUAUUGAGCCAAGUUAGGGAACAGUAACACCAAGGAGGUAGAUGCUGGCUGGUAAGUUUCAGUGGCCUAAGAGGUUUCAGUUUCGGCCUUUUUUUCUUCUUCCUUUUUUUUUCUUUUUUCCUGGUUAAAUUUUGGUGGGAGUUAUAAUCUCCUGCUUGGAAAAAGCCUACACAUCACCUAAAAUAAACACAUAGCAGGUCUAAUUGGAGGCUAAAUACAAUUUUAAACACAAGUUCUGAUACUGUCUUUUUGAUAAAGCAUUUUUUUUCCAGCUAACCAUGAGUGAAGAUGAAUCCAUUUGCUACUUCCGCCCUCACCUGGAGGUUUGGGUUAUACACCUCUACUGAAUAGUGUUAUUAACUGUUUGGCAGUGUGUGUUUUGUUUUUGUGAAUCAUGUCUCAUGAAAUUCAUUGGAAUGUUUGAUCCUAUUUGCUAAGAAUGUUUCUGCUGUAGUUGGAAUUGCCCACAUUUAUGUAGGUCGUUUUAAUAUUCUUUAAAAAAGAAAAACUGAUCAUUAGUGUUAAAAACCAAUUUUAAAAGAGUCAAAGCAGUAUUUCUCAUUCCCGUCUCCCCAGUAUCUAAGAUUGGGGAGAUACUUCAAAGAAUGUUGACAUUGUCAGGAGUUUUAAUUAAGGCUUCCACACAUUAAUAUCAAAAAAGUAAGUUUAGUAUUUGUUCCUCCAUGGGUUAUUUGUAGAGCGGUAUACUGACAUAUUGGUGAUUCCAUAUUUUAACUCCAUUAGUGAGCUGUGGUAUGGGUAGGAUUUUCCUACUUCUGUACUUUUACUUGUAGACUAUUUUUACUAAGGUGCUUUAUAAUGUGUUUUAAAGCAUUGCAUUUACAAAAAAAGAAAGGAAAUUGCUGUAAAUAUUGCAUAUUUUAUGUAUUUGGACCAAAAGGUUGUAAGUAAUUACGUAAAAGUGGUUUUGCACCAGUUUUAUUACUCAAGUAAAAUCAUCAGACCUACUGUUCUUGUAGUUCUCAAUUAACUUUACUGUUAAACAUCACUGAAAUGAACUUCAGUAACCUUUCAAUUUUGAUACACAGAACAUUAUUCAUAAUUGGGGGCAGUAAUUAGAGUGGAAAGAGUACUGGCCAAGGAGUCAGAAAAUUUGAUUUCUGGUCCUGGCUCUGCCACUUAUCAGCCGUGUGAUCUUGGGCAAGUCACUUAACCUCUCUUUGCCUCAGUUUCCUCAUCUUGAAAUGAGGAGACUAAUACCUGCUGUACCUACCUCACAGGGGUGUUGUGAGGAAUAAAUGAGACGGCACGUGAAAGCACUUUGGAAACUGUUAACGCGCUGUAGAACCAUAAGGGGUGAUGGAAACAUCUAUCACGUACAGUUCCGUACCGUUCAUUUUUUAACAAAGAAGGGAAAAGUCUACUUCUAACCUGGUUUGAAAAAACGGUUAAUCUUGAUAUAAAUUUGUGUUCGAUAAGUA
Messenger RNA from Leptonychotes weddellii (Weddell seal), 2760 nucleotides. NCBI's taxonomy places the organism in Eukaryota, Metazoa, Chordata, Mammalia, Carnivora, Phocidae. The record is from RefSeq and is a predicted model, not a curated record.